Plodia interpunctella (Indianmeal moth) is the source of this 2433-nucleotide messenger RNA. RefSeq names its product zinc finger protein OZF-like. Gene Ontology annotation, molecular function: RNA polymerase II cis-regulatory region sequence-specific DNA binding; DNA-binding transcription factor activity, RNA polymerase II-specific. Gene Ontology annotation, cellular component: nucleus. Lineage: Eukaryota; Metazoa; Arthropoda; Insecta; Lepidoptera; Pyralidae. The coding region runs from base 587 to 2041 and encodes 484 amino acids. Gene Ontology annotation, biological process: regulation of transcription by RNA polymerase II. The record is from RefSeq and is a predicted model, not a curated record. The transcript is spliced from 6 exons.
AGCCAUGAAACUUAAAAAAAGAAAAGUGAAAGCAUUGACCUAGGUUUCUAUUCUCUAAGAGUUCUCGAACCAAACAAAAAUAACAGAAAAAAACAUUUAUUUUUUGCGUAUUUUUUGGACAGAGGGAUAGAUAAUAAUACUACACAGAUCAAUAAAGUUGUUAACUUUAUUUUGUUAUUACUUUCAAAUCUUAUAAUCAUCUACAUCAAUGGAAAUCACGUUGCGAAAGACCAGAGGAAAGUGGUAUAUUUACAUGGAAUCUUGGUAAAAUACCAAUAUAAAUAGAGAUGCAUUGAAUGUACCAGUGAAAUACCUAUGCAGCUAUCGAUAUAAUAAAAUAUCAGUCGAAGAUCAUUUACCAUGCUUUCAGUGUGACCAGCUCAGAUGCACCAGAAAGUGUGCUUAAGAAUAAUAAUUCUUUGAAAGAAGAAAGGACGAAGAUAAAAAGAAAUACCUUUGACACAAAAGAUUUCAAAAAUAUGACAUAUAUGUAAUGUGCAGGUGCAAGCUUGUGGCCACAGCACAGAUGUAUAGACAAUCAUAAGACUGUUUCCAUCUGUCAUGCAAAUCCUCUAGUGGAUAUCUUAUGAGGCUACUAAGGGAAAAGUCUUGGCACCUGAUAGUCUACAAUAUUAUUCCCAAGGAGGGUUCACAUCAGGCAUGCGGCCGAUAUCUGAAUGAUCAAAAAUCCCUGAUUGAUCUUAAAUCUUUGUUGGUUAAGCUUUUUGUAAUGAACGAAAACACUGAUUCUGUCAAAAUGAAACAGGAGCUAUGUAUUGGUCUGGAAAAAAACCACCAAACAGAUGAUGGCGUUGUAAAAACUGAGCCAGUGAUCGAUAUACCUGGCCGUGUUAAAGUUGAGCCCGAAACUGAUGCGAAUGAUGCGGUCGUCAAAAUUGAACUGAAGUCAGAAGUUGAUAUUACUAAUACUGUAAAUGUCAAAACAGAAGAAUCUCCGUGUCCAGAAGUGGGAUCGUUUAACGUCUACGACAUCAAGUUUGAGAUUGAUGAGGGUAGCCCAACGGUAGUGAAACACAAGGAUUGUGACAUGGAAGAUGUCGCUUCAGCGCAGACGUCGGACGCUGGCAAACGGAAACAAGUUACAGGAAGUACAAAUGACAGGAAACAUCGCAAUCCUCGACUAGAGACAACAACUCGGACUGGUCCCCACGAGUGUAACGUGUGUCAACGACAGUUUGCGCAAAAUUCAGACUUAAAGAGGCAUUAUAGAAUUCAUACCGGUGAGAAACCAUACCAAUGUGAAGUUUGUCUGUCCCGAUUUAGCUCUAAACACACUUUAUCAAUGCACUACAGAAUCCAUACCGGCGAGAAACCUUUUGAAUGUGAAGUGUGUCAACGAAAAUUUAGUUGUAAAAGUACUUUAACAACUCAUAAGAGAACUCACACCGGUGAGAAACUUUUCCACUGUGAAGAUUGUCAAAAGACGUUUACGAGGAAAAGUGAUUUGUUGAAACACUUUAGAAUUCAUACAGAUGUCGCUUCAGCGCAAACGUCGGACGCUGGCAAACGGAAACAAAUAGAAACCACACUCGACAGGAAACAGCGCAAGCCUCAACAAGAGUCAACACGGACUGUACAGGGCCCACACGAGUGCAAUGUUUGUCAGCGACGUUUCAAUCGAAACGGAUAUUUGUUAGAACAUUUGAGAACUCACACCGGCGAGAAACCUUUUGAAUGCGAGGUCUGUCAAAGGCGUUUUAGCAAAAAAACGAAUCUACUGAGCCAUAUUAGAAUUCACACCGGUGAGAAACCUUUCCCGUGCGAUAUUUGCCACAUGCGUUUCAGUAAAAAGACUAAUUUGCUAACGCACAUCAUAACACAUACUGGCAAUAAGCCAUUUCGAUGUGACGUGUGUCAAAAACGGUUCAGUCUCAAGGUUAACUUGAUAAGUCACAGUAGAACUCAUACUGGUGAGAAACCUUUCAAAUGUGAGGUUUGUCAAAAGUGUUUCAGGUAUAAGGCAAGAUUUUUGAGUCAUAUUAGAUCUUAUAGUUGUGAGCAGGAGAUUGUUAUAUGUUAACUAGUUGUUUACCCGCGGCUUCGUCCGCUUAAAUGCCCCCGGGGAUAGUUCUUUCUUCGUAUUAAAAUGGGAUUGGGAUAGCUGAAAUCAAAUAUCUCACGAACAUCCUAUCGGAACAUCGGUUUCCUCACGAAGCUUUUCCUUCAUCGGUAGCAAAAUAUGAAAACUACGUAUUACGAGUCAGAUUGGAAUACAAACUCAUGUGCGAGGAGGUCUACCAUGAAACAAACACGUAGCAACGUCCACAUGCUGUCUCUUUUUCCCAUAUCGUGUGAGAAAAGAGAUCGUAUGGACGCAAUGACGUUUAAAAUUGUAAUGCGUGUCUAUUUAUCCUAUUAUCGAUGUGUGUGUCACAAAUUCCUAUUUAAUAAAACUUAUACAUACUUUAUAUA